Molecule: messenger RNA, 3213 nt
Organism: Mesorhabditis spiculigera
Lineage: Eukaryota; Metazoa; Nematoda; Chromadorea; Rhabditida; Rhabditidae
Source: the annotation of a GenBank genome assembly
AUGGAAUGCCCUCCAUACGGGAAAAAUGAUCCAUUCCAGAUUUUGGAGGCAGACUUGAACGACGUGACAGAAGUAAUCCGUGGCAAUCAUAUGUGGAAUACCUGGGAACAGGGCGACCAGCAAUGGGUCCAGACUUCAGGGAGCACGCAAGUUAAUGAUCCCUAUUGGGUAGCCCCACCUGAGGGCUUUCGACAACUCACACCCCCUGGUGUCUACUAUGAAGAGCAAAAAACGAAAGAAAUCGGCUCUAUCGUUUCUUUGCUACAAUCCGAUUCCCCGCCAAGAAAACCGCACGAGAAUCCGGGUCCCAGCUAUUUUAGCCCGCCUCAUUUUCAGGGUGACCCAAUGUGGAGCUGUACCCAACAGCCAACCUACAGUUAUAGGCAAGCUACCACUCUCUCGGAUCAAUCCAGUAAUUUUAGUGAUACAACCGGUGUCGGCAGCUUGUUGCCCGAGCUUGUCGGCGCGUCAAGCCCGAUGGAGCCGACAUUUGUUGAGCUUGGCACUACGUCACAGUACGGCUUGGCUCAUCAUCUGUCCAUGCCCGCCAUGCAGCCCGAAUCUCCGCUUACCAUCGAGCCAUUAAGUCUGGCGAGUCCGGUGAAAACACAGAUGGACAGCCCCCGACUUGAAGAACUCUUGGAACGAAAUAUGGCACCCAGCCCGCCGCAAUUCUUUGGCGAAAUCAAGCACGAGAUCCCGUCACCAAAGCUCCCCAAAAAUGAUCGCGAGUUCGUGAUGCCGGAGCAAGAAAACUCAAAAAAGCUGCUCGUCACUCUGCUGGAGACCAACAACAUUCGCACCCUUGAUUCAGCGCCCGAAUCCCCUUGUGAGACUAAACCCAGACCAUCGGGAGUCGCACUCCGCGUGGCAUCUGUUAGGGAGCCAAAGCCAACGACUUCUGCUGCUCCCUACAGUGCUGCUCAAAGUUUUGACGAUGAGGAGGAUGAGGAGGAUGAUCAGAUGGAUGAUGAUGGAGGUCCACCUGCAAAGAAAGGGCCGAAAACUGAGCGCAGAACAGCUCAUAAUCUCAUCGAAAAGAAGUAUCGAUGCUCUAUUAACGACCGUAUACACCAGAUGAAGCUUAUGCUCGCUGGAGAUGAUGCCAAGCUAAGCAAAUCGGCAACAUUACGACGUGGUAUCGAAUAUAUCGAGGAACAAAACAGCACUAUACGUGAGCUGCGUCACGAGAUCUAUUUUCUAAGAGCUGUUUUGCAUAAGAAUAAAAUCCAGCCACCCCCACUACCACCCCUCGAAAUUGGCCCCGAUUCCCCAUUGUCAGUUAUCGCUCCAAGAUCACCACCUAGCGGGCAGACAUCGCCGGCAACGUCUCCGAGGGGUAAAAGGAGAGCUCGUGACGAGACCCGGCUCGGCCUUUUUGCUGUUAUGAUGGCUGUGAUGUUUUUGAAUCCGUUGUCACUUUUAACUUUUUCGAGUGCCGCCGCUGUUGAGCCAGGCGAAACUCUAUAUGAGCCUGAUCAUCAUUCUCGUGUAUUACGUUCUGCCGAUCCGGUAAAACCGGUGCAGUCAACUGAAGAGUGGUAUACCAAUGACGCCUUCCGCUUUUGCUUUACGUGGAUUCUCAAUCUAGUCGUUGUCGUUUUCUUAUUAAGUCGAUUAUUUAUUUACGGUGAACCUGUUAUUGACCUACAAUCGCAGACCUGGACCGAUUUUACGAACGUCAGAAACAAGGCUAGGGAUAGCUUACAGAGAGGAUUGUUGAAAGAAGCGCAUCGGAAUUUGGUUGAAGCAUUGACGAUUCUCGAGCGUCCAUUACCAUCAGCUGGGAUUGAGACAAUGUUUUCUAUAACUUGGCAGAUUAUUCGACAUCUCCUAAAUUCAAUGUGGAUCGGUCGAUGGCUAGCCAGACGUGGUAGAAAUGCUGAAACACCCCAGCCAGUGGUCUGCCGAAAUCAUGCUCAUGCCGCCCUCGUCUACCAUAAGCUCCAUCAACUAUACCUACUGUCGCCUGAAACAUUCCCUUCCCGGUUUUGUUCUCUGCAUCUGUCACUAUCUGCCGUUAACCUCGCUGAAAGUGCCGGUCCAGGGGCAAGUGGACUGCCGAGGGCCGCGCUUGCUUCAAUUUAUCUUGGGGCUGCUUUGAGUACUCGGUUAAUUCUUCCUCAAUAUCUCGGUUCGAUGGCUGCAAUCUAUUUUAUCAAGCGUGCUAAAAGACAUCUACGACGAGCGGAUCCGCAUACUGUAUCCGGCUUAAUGUGGACGGUCCAUCCAACUGCCAGACGCUUCCUGAGCAGCCCGGCAAAAGUUGUGGAAAUUCUCACGGCUCGCGACACGGAUACCCAUCCAUUUUCUAUGCCAACCGACCAAGGCAGUGCCCUGGAUCGCCUUCGCGAUGCGUUCAAGGCCCACCUCCUUCGGAUGCUCCUCGGGGAGCUGCAGUCGGAUUGCCCGUCGAAGAUUGAUGUGGCCGAUAUCUCUCAAUUGUUGCUUUCCCUCAGCACCGAACCCCCGAAAACGGCCGAGAUCGACAAGAUGCUCUACGACCCGUUCCUCAAAUCCGUGACGACGGGCGACCCGGUCUGUUUAUGGUGGACCCACGUCCUCUCAUGUGCCCUCUACUGGCGUGCCGGUGAAGUGAAAAAAGCCAAGACCCACUACACCCUCAUUCGACAAUGCCCGGAGGAGCUUCUUUCAAACGAUUUGGCGCUAGCUGUCGGGCAUGCUUUUUGCAGUCAGAAGCUCUGUAUUGACGAUCGGGAGAAUAAAAAUUUUGCACCUCUCGUAGCCGUACACGCUAGGAAAAGCUUGGAAUCGUUGGCGGUCGUUUUGGCAAGGCCGGUUGGAGCGAAUGUUAGGAAUAUUCAGGAUGGACUCCGCGAACUGUCCUACGAAUGGAUCCUCACGUCAGUCCUCGAUGGCUGGAGAAGCUGUCUCGAAAUCCGCAAGCCAUACUGGGCCAGCAAACAAAAUAAGGAAUUCAGAACGCUAUACCAAGAAGCCUUCAACCAUUACGCGUUCAUCGUCUCACAAACCCGUCCAAAGGAGAUAAAGGUGUCAAUCUACGGGCUGACAUGUCGCAUGCUAAAUGGGGCCAAUCCGGUUGGGACCUAUACCGCGCUGCAGAGGUUGCGACGUGAAAUGCUGAAUAGGGAGGCGACGAGGGCCCCAUUCCGUCGUGAAGAUGCUCCAGACCGAUACCAUAUACAUGUCCUCACAAAACUACAUGCCGAAAUCCCGUUGACCCAAAAGAAA